CGAAACAAGAAAAAGUGCCGAGCUCCAAGUAGAGAGUAGAGAAUUCAGGUUAGGUUCGAUUCUAGAAGUCAACAAGCAUAAAAGGGCAGGGCAUAAAAUAUUAUCUCGUGUUCUUGCAGUGAAGACCUGAAAUUCGCCAGGGAAUAGGGAGGAGGCUUAGGUGUCAGCUCAUAUCAGAGGCCCACAAAGCCAGUGGUGCGAAUAAAGAGCCGAGCAAGAUUGAAACUUCGAUUCAGUGAUGAUAUUAAUGGGGUACCGCAACAAGGACAGAUUUUUUUGAUCAUGCCAACGCCAACUUCACACCACCACCACCACCACCACCACCAUCUCCAUCUCCAUCUCCACCACCACCAUGAACAACCUUCUGCCCAUCCACCUGCUCUGUCUUCUCUUCCUCUCCAUUCACUUCAAAACCUCCAUUGCAUACACUCCACCGGAGAGCAUAGCCAUAAACUGCGGCAGCCCCGCCGGAACCGCAGCCCAAGAUGGCCGGACCUGGGCCGGAGAUAACUCCUCGGAACUUUUAUCCUCAGAGGAUCUCAAAUCUUCUUCCACCUCCAAAGCCUCAACCCAAGACUACGCCCCACAAAUUCCUUACAUGACUGCUCGCGUUUCCCAGUCCAAGUUCACUUACACUUUUCCCGUCGCCGGCGGCCCCAAAUUCAUCCGCCUGCACUUUCACCCAGCUUCCUACUCUUCCACCAACGCCUCUAAUUCUUUCUUCUCCGUUACUGCUAAUAUUCACUACACCCUCCUCCACAAUUUCAGCGCUUUUCUCACCUCCCGUUUUCUCAAACAAACCUAUUUCUACAAGGAGUUCUGCCUUAAUGUAGAACCAGAGUCGGGAUUGAGCAUUAGUUUCACUCCAUCUCCAGGAUCUUUUGCAUUUGUAAACGGAAUCGAAGUCGUCUCAAUGCCGUCAAAUCUCUACAUGCAAAGUCGAGAAAUCCCCAUUGUUGGCCAAUCUCAAGAGUUUCCUCUCGAUAACGUGACGGCCCUCGAAAUGGUUUACCGGUUAAACGUCGACGGACAAUUCAUAUCGCCGGUGGAAGAUACCGGCAUGUUCCGGUCUUGGUCCGAAGACGACGACUAUAUCAUCGGCACGACUAUGGGCGGAGACCCAUAUCAUAUGGAAGUCGAUAUUGAGUACACCGUAGUUCCAAACUAUACAGCUCCGACGAUACUGUACCGGACUGCGCGCUCUAUGGGUAUGAACCCCGAUGUCAACAGGAAUUACAAUCUUACUUGGUCGUUCCCCAUUGAUUCCGGGUUCAACCACCUCGUUAGGCUGCAUUUCUGCGAGAUCGCACCGGAGAUUACGACAAUUAAUGAGAGAGUGUUCCAGAUUUUCCUCAAUAAUCAAACUGCUGAGGAUGAGAUGGACAUUAUGGUUUACGCACAAGCUACAGGAGUUCCUAUUUACAAAGAAUACAUCGUGAUGGUUCCCGAAUUAGGAAAGCAAGGUCUGUGGCUCGCGCUCCAUCCCAACUCAAGAACCAGACCAAAGUAUUCUGAUGCUCUGUUAAACGGAUUGGAGAUUUUCAAACUCAACAAGAGUGACGGGAGUCUCGCCGGCCCCAACCCGGAACCAAUCCUAGAUCGGAAUCCGCGUCAAAUCGAGCCGUCUCUUCCGAUGCCGGAGCAUCCGAAGAAGAUCAGAAUGGCGCUGACAAUUGGAGCUGCCGUACUGGGAGGGGCUAUUGUGUUAUACGUUCUACUCUACGCCAUUUUCCGGCGACGGACAGCGUUGACGUCCAAGAUUUCAAAGAGCAGCGAAGGAACGUCGUGGUGGUGGUGUCCGUUCUCGCCGGCGGCAUCGGAGUUGACGAAGUCACAACAUCUACCGUCGGGUCUUUGCCGGCACUUCUCGCUGGCGGAGAUCAAGUCCGCCACCGACAACUUCAGCGACGCCCUGGUGAUCGGUAUCGGCGGGUUCGGGAAAGUGUACAGAGGGCAGAUCGAUGGCGGAGCAACGACGGUGGCGAUCAAGCGGCUGAGCGCGUCGUCCCGGCAGGGGGCCCACGAGUUCCGCACCGAAAUCGAGAUGCUCUCGCAGCUACGCCACCUCCACCUAGUGUCCCUGAUCGGGUACUGCGCGGACCAUCAAGAGAUGAUCCUGGUCUACGAUUACAUGGCCCACGGCACCCUUCGUGAUCAUCUAUACAACACAACCAAUCCCCCACUUCCGUGGACCCAGCGGCUGAAGAUCUGCAUCGGAGCGGCACGUGGGCUCCACUAUCUACAUACAGGCGCGAAGCACACGAUCAUCCACAGGGACGUAAAGACCACCAACAUUUUGCUGGACGAUAAGUGGGUGGCGAAGGUGUCGGACUUCGGUCUAUCAAGGUUGGGGCCCACUGACGUGUCACGCACCCACGUCAGCACGGAGGUGAAGGGCAGUUUCGGGUAUUUGGACCCUGAGUACUACCGGCGGCAGCAGCUGACGACGAAGUCCGACGUGUACUCCUUCGGUGUGGUGCUGUAUGAAGUCUUAUGUGCCAAACCACCAUUGGAUAAAAGCUUGGCGAGGAACGAGAUGUGCUUGUCGGAGUGGGCCCGGUCCUACCACAAGAGCGGGAGGCUCGAUCAGAUCGUUGAUCCGUGUCUGAGGGACAGGAUUGCGCCGGAGUGUUUGAAGAAGUUCGAGGAGAUCGCGUACAGGUGCCUGCUUGAUCAGGGAAUCGAACGGCCCACGAUGGGCGACGUGGUGUGGAACCUGGAGUUUGCGUUGCAGUUGCAGGAGAGCGAGGAGGAGGGGAGCGGGUACAAGGGUGGGACUGACAGUGAAGACAGCCAGUUCAGUGCGUGUUUCGUGAGCGGGAGUACCAAUGGUACUGUUGAUGGGGUAAGCGGGUCGACCGGUUAUUCGGCUAUGGGGUUGUCCGGGUCGGUUUUUUCUGAGAUCAUCACUCCCAAAGGACGGUGAGGAUGGGAAGACUACGGGUUCUUGUGUGAGGGCGCGACUACCGGAGAACUAGUAAACAUGAUUGGCGAACGAUAGCGUUUAAGGCGCACGAUGUCUCCAGCUAGUCCUAUUAAUGAGCGACUGUAUUGACUGAUCAUAACGUAGCCUUAUCAUAAUGUAAGUAUUGAGUUUGUGCUUUA
Molecule: messenger RNA, 3105 nt
Organism: Malania oleifera
Lineage: Eukaryota; Viridiplantae; Streptophyta; Magnoliopsida; Santalales; Ximeniaceae
Product: receptor-like protein kinase FERONIA
Exons: 1
Coding region: 353-2926 (857 amino acids)
Biological process (GO): protein phosphorylation
Molecular function (GO): ATP binding; protein kinase activity; peroxidase activity
Source: RefSeq, a predicted model, not a curated record